AUGACCGAUCUAUACCCUUCUUUGGCGCAGUGCGCCAUUGUUGCAACUGCUUUCAAAAUCCUUUUGUUCCCCGCAUACAAAUCCACCGACUUUGAGGUUCAUCGAAACUGGCUUGCGAUUACACACUCGUUGCCCGUCAAGGAAUGGUACUACGAGAAAACAUCGGAAUGGACGCUCGACUACCCUCCCUUUUUCGCGGCAUUUGAAUGGGUGCUCUCCCAGGCGGCACGUUAUGCAGACCCGGCGAUGUUGAUUGUCAACAACCUCAAUCAUGAUUCAUGGCAAACAAUUUACUUCCAGAGGGCCACGGUUAUCGUCACGGAGCUUGUUCUGCUCUUCGCUUUGAGCAGAUUUGUCAAGUCGGUUUCGCAACAAAACAAACACCUUGCGCACAUCGCCAGCCUGUCCAUCUUCUUGUCCCCCGGUCUGCUUAUCAUCGACCACAUUCACUUUCAGUAUAACGGAUUUCUUUACGGCAUCUUGAUAUUGUCAAUCGUUUUGGCGCGGAAGCAGUCGACUCUUCUCUACAGUGGGAUCAGCUUUGCCGUUUUGCUAUGUCUGAAGCACAUCUAUCUAUACCUCGCCCUGGCAUACUUCGUCUACUUGCUGAGGGUCUACUGUCUGGACCCGAAGUCGAUUUUCCGCCCCCGAUUCUUCAACAUCAUCAAGCUCGGCGUGUGCGUGGUUGGCGUGUUUGCUUUGGCUUUCGGGCCGUUCGCCUCCUGGGGUCAACUGCUUCAAUUGAAGGACAGGCUCUUCCCCUUCUCUAGAGGGUUGUGCCAUGCGUACUGGGCACCGAAUGUUUGGGCGAUGUACUCUUUUACUGAUCGCAUCUUGAUCCAGCUUGCUCCGCGGGUGGGUCUUCCAGUCAAUCAGGACGCUCUGGUCAGUGUCACCCGUGGUCUUGUCGGAGACACGUCUUUCGCUGUGCUUCCUGAAGUCACCAAGGAGCACACGUUUAUCUUGACUUUCUUGUUCCAGUUGCUCCCGUUGAUCAAGCUCUGGCGCAACCCUGAAUGGGAGACUUUUGUCGGUGCCAUCACCCUGUGCGGAUAUGCAUCAUUCCUGUUCGGCUGGCACGUCCAUGAGAAAGCGGUACUCCUGAUCAUCAUCCCAUUCAGCCUCAUCGCGCUCAAAGACCGGCGCUACUUUAGCGCGUUCCGCCCCCUGGCUGUCGCCGGACACGUUUCUUUGUUCCCUUUACUCUUUACGGCCGCCGAAUUCCCGAUCAAAACGGUCUACACGGUCCUGUGGCUUGUGCUGUUCCUCUACGUAUUUGAUCAGGUGGCGCCUGUCUCCGAGCGACGCCGGAUCUUCGUCGCCGAUCGCUUCUCCCUGCUGUACCUAACCAUUGCCAUCCCACUGAUCAUCUACUGCUCCAUCCUGCACCAGGUCAUUUUCGGACUGGAGCGGUUGCAAUUCCUGCCCCUGAUGUUCAUGAGCAGUUACUCUGCCGUUGGAGUCGUGGGUAGCUGGAUUGGAUUUAUGGUAGUUUACUUUACAGCAUGAGAGAGAGCAAACUGUAUAGAUAUAGAUACCAAACAGUGCUGAAAAUUC
This is a messenger RNA of Aspergillus neoniger CBS 115656, 1557 nucleotides long. RefSeq names its product dolichyl-P-Glc:Glc1Man(9)GlcNAc(2)-PP-dolichol alpha-1,3-glucosyltransferase ALG8. Lineage: Eukaryota; Fungi; Ascomycota; Eurotiomycetes; Eurotiales; Aspergillaceae. The transcript is spliced from 6 exons. Gene Ontology annotation, cellular component: endoplasmic reticulum membrane. Gene Ontology annotation, biological process: protein N-linked glycosylation. Gene Ontology annotation, molecular function: dolichyl pyrophosphate Glc1Man9GlcNAc2 alpha-1,3-glucosyltransferase activity. Bases 1 to 1509 code for a protein of 502 amino acids. The record is from RefSeq and is a predicted model, not a curated record.